AUGGAGCGGCUCAUCCUCACCCACCUCCGCUCUGUGGUCAGCCCCACCCUGGACCCGCUGCAGUUCGCCUACAGGCCCAACAUCGGAGGAUCUGCUGUAACCUCCUCCAGCCACAUCCGGCCGCAGGUUGAAUUCCGGAAGUGGCAGACGAUAGGAGCGCACGCGCUGGCUUUACUUCCGUGGUGUUUCCGUGUUUACUGGGGAAAUCCCAUCAUUUUCCACCCGGUUCGACGUGAAGGGAAGGAGAUCAACCAAAGCAGGUGCCUCUAUAUGACCAGGCCUGACUGA
Molecule: messenger RNA, 288 nt
Organism: Knipowitschia caucasica
Lineage: Eukaryota; Metazoa; Chordata; Actinopteri; Gobiiformes; Gobiidae
Source: the annotation of a GenBank genome assembly